Molecule: messenger RNA, 1309 nt
Organism: Aspergillus versicolor CBS 583.65
Lineage: Eukaryota; Fungi; Ascomycota; Eurotiomycetes; Eurotiales; Aspergillaceae
Product: SDR family oxidoreductase
Exons: 6
Coding region: 170-970 (266 amino acids)
Cellular component (GO): cytosol
Molecular function (GO): oxidoreductase activity
Source: RefSeq, a predicted model, not a curated record
CGAGAUUUCUCUUUCUCCGUGAAGUUUAUUUGACGUCAUGGAUGGCAGACCCAAUAUCAUCGACAUUACUAAUUGCGAUAACUGACUUGUAAUUUGGCCUGUCUAUUAAAGUUUCUCUGCCACUGUAUCUUUGAUUCAGUAUCUAAAAGGACGUAGUAUAUUAUUAGAAAUGACGUUGAAGGGCAAGAAUGUUCUUAUUACGGGAGCCUCCAUGGGUAUUGGUGAAGCACUCGCCCGAAGAGUCACUUCCGAAGGGGCGAACGUUGCUUUAUUUGCGCGGUCGAAGGAUAAACUGCAAGGAAUCACAGCAGAUCUCCAAAAGAACCACCCAAGUGCGAAGGUGAUAUUCAAGGCCAUCGACUUGCAAAGCUAUGAAGCUGUUGAGAAUGCCGUUAACGAGACGGCGAAAGAGAUUGGCACCAUCGACAUUUUGAUAAACAAUGCUGGACUCGCUCUAGGCGCACCAUCUGCAUUCCCAGACCUCAAAGUGUCCGACAUUGUGACCAUGAACAGCACAAACAUUAACGGACUCAUGUUCGUGACAUAUGCCGUCCUCAAUUCAUCUAUGAUGAGUCGAAAGGAGGGUACAAUUCUCAAUGUAACAUCCGUUACAGGACUAGAAGUUCCUCCGUUCCCCGGUGAAGCAGUGUAUCAUUCGAAUAAAGCUGCCCAGGAGGCCUUCACGAAUGCUCUGCGCAACGAACUUACUGGAACCAAUAUUCGAGUUCUGGCCCUGCGUCCUGGGGUCGUGGCAACGAAUUUUCACUCUCUUCGGGUGGGACACGAUAAGGAGAUGUAUGAUAGCUUCAUUGAGGGAUACACCCCCCUUGAAUCAGAUGAUAUUGCCGGUGCGGCAAUGUAUAUGCUCAACCAACCACUGAAUAUAUCUGUAAAGGCUCUGGAUGUGGUCCCUUCCGCGCAAAGAUCACUUAACGUAUUCGACCGGGGUUGGAGUGAGAGGAAUGCAUGAUUUGUGGGAAAAUGUCAAUCGUAGUUAACCGUGACCAUUGUUGCCAAUGAAAGCCACAGAGCCAUUCUACCAUGUCUGCAGGCACCAAUGCCAUUAAACCUUCGGGUUUACAGCCUCCCACAUGGCUGACCGAAAUUAUAACCUUAUUUCAUCAAAUGCGUGGCAAAGUUCUGGACUCUGUGCUGCCCAUAGGACCGACUCGGCGAACCAUCGCGGAUUUUGGCAGACAACUAUGACAUUUCGGGGCUCGUGCCGAAGACCUCGAUACGAAACGCCGGAUGGUGUAUGUUUCAGCGCAGUAAUCUACACUUUCGAAGCUUCUUCCAUAGUCAUACUCGG